Molecule: messenger RNA, 4157 nt
Organism: Dermochelys coriacea (leatherback sea turtle)
Lineage: Eukaryota; Metazoa; Chordata; Testudines; Dermochelyidae
Gene: PTCD2
Product: pentatricopeptide repeat domain 2
Exons: 10
Coding region: 551-1309 (252 amino acids)
Biological process (GO): regulation of mRNA processing; mitochondrion organization; multicellular organism development
Cellular component (GO): mitochondrion
Molecular function (GO): protein binding; RNA binding
Source: RefSeq, a predicted model, not a curated record
GGGCACAUUGACUCCAGAUGAGGCCUCACCAAUGUCGAAUAGAGGGGAAUGAUCACAUCCCUCGAUCUGCUGGAUCGGGGUGCUGGAAUUAGGAGUGCUGGGGUGCUGCAGCACCCUCUGGCUUGAAAUUGUUUCCAUCACAUACAGGGUUUAUAGUUCAGUGGCUUUCAGCAUCCCUCACUAUAAAAAUUGUUCUAAUGCCACUGGCUAGGUUAGGGAAGUGGUGGGAGAUGCGAGUUCUGUUUCCAGCUCUGCAACUGGAUCCCUGGCAAAACGAUAUCUGUUAACAGAUGAUAUUAUACGAUUGCAAGAAUUUCAGCAGAAGAAGGUAGCAACUGAACAUCAAAUUUAUGGCAAUAAAGAUUCAUAUUUUAGAAGUAUUGAAGAAAAAUUGAAGAAAAAUGGAAUAAUCCUCAAAGGUGAAUUAAAAACACUGUUGCAUUUGUGCCAGACACCAGAUGAUGUGGAAAUAGCUAAAAAUGUUAUUUACAGGUACCAUACAGAGAACAGAAAUGUGGCCUUUGGUGAGUUUAAAUUUGGACCCCUUUUUAUGAGGCUAUGUUAUGAGCUGGACCUUGAAGUACCUGCAGUAGAACUCAUCAAAGAUCAGACUCUGCACGGCUUCUUCUCUGAUAGCACAUCAUUCAAUAUUUUGAUGGAUAUGUUGUUUAAAAAAGGUCAUUAUGAAAGUGCCGUGGAAGUGCUGGGAGAAAUGAGAAAACAACAUGUAAAAUUCAUCAAAGACACCUAUUUGCUUGCAUUUGCAAUAUGCUACAAACUGAACAGCCCAGAAUCUUGCAAAAUCUGCACAAAGUUACUUGAAGAGGCUCAUUUAAAAGGAGAUAACAUGCCAAGACGAGCAUACUGCUUUGCUGUAGCGUUUGCUCUGAAACAGAAUGAUGUGGUAAAAGCUCGGUCCUUUUAUUCUCAGAUCAUGAACACAGAGAGCAGACUAUGCAGUAAUCUUAAUAUUCUUGUACAGGCCAAGUCUGGGGCAUUAGAAGACCUUAUGCAGACAUUGGAGGCAGCGUUGGAUACAGGUACUUCACAAUUGGUGAAAAGAGCUGAGUUUUCUGAGCAAGUGCUUGCUACCGUCAGGGAAGAGUUGGAGGAAAACUCUGUUUUUCGUGCCGGCUUAGAAGAUAUCUGUGCCAAGCUGCAAGCAAGAGGACAGGUAACCAAGCUGACUCUGGAUGACAUGCUGUGCCAGACUCCUUAUGGAAAGAAGCGCCAUAUGCAGUUAUUAAAGCAAGAGCAAGUGAGCCGUCGGACUUUCAGACCACUUAAAUCUGCUCUGUUAGCUGAGUAGUUCUCUAUUUGACAGAAAAUUAUACUAACAAUAACAUCACUUUAAAAAAUGUGUGAAUAAGACAUCUCUUCUUCCCCUAUCCUGCAGACAGAUGUUUUAAGCCAUUUGUUUGAAACAAAUGUUGUGUUUUCUGACUGCUAGCCCUGCACGCCCAACCAGGGAUCUGAGAGUCAAGCAGAGUUCUUUCCUUCUUGUGUAGUCCCCCCGGUAAUAAAAGUUACGAGUCCAAGUUAUGAUCUUGGUGAUCUAUGUAUCUCUAUUGCUUUUGGUUGGUUUGGACAUGUUGAAACAAUUGGCCCUAUAAGUGGAAGUUAGUAAAUAAUCCAAUAGACAUACAAGAAAGAACAGAAUCCAACUCAGUCUCCUCUGUGGUGACUUUGCAGAAGUAGCAGGAGUAAAAGCUUAGGCCCUGAUCCUUCAAUAAAAUCCACAUUGGCAGACCCCUGCACCUAUAUGUAGCCUCACUAUAGUCAGUAGGGCUAUAUGCAGAAACAGGACUCUUCCCAUGCAGGAUCAGAGGCAUAGUCAUUCACGUGAGCCAGUAUGACUCUGAAAACAUGUGGGGCACAAGUUGUAUAAAACUGGCAUUGUCUUAUUCAACCAAUCACUUCUUGGUGCAGAAUUCCACUCGCAGCUCUGGCACUACAACACAUUUUAUAGCUGACACACAUCACUCUAUCAACUUGUCUUUUGUUCACUAAGUCUCCUUCUGCUUUGUCCCCUUAGUAUUGUCAUCGUUAGUUACUAUGGAAACAGUGUCAUGGGUAUGGGCUUGGUUUUGUGACCUCCACAAUUGCAGCAUAAAGGAUUUACCUAAUCAUUUGAAGUUCAGACCAUGAUUUGAGAAAUGUAGGAAUCUGCGUGCUGGUUUCAUGACCACAUGCAUGUAGUCAAGAUAAAAUACAACACACACACAUUUGUGUUGGUAUUUACGGUUGGUUCUGGAAGACUUGUUUUGAUGUGCAACAUGUUUAACUUUUUGUUAGAUGUGUAAUUCAUUGGCUUACUGAUUCAGGACAACUUUCUUCUUAUCCUCAGUUGGGAAUUUUCUCAUUAGUUCUAACUCAAUAUGGACACUAAAGAAGCUUAGAAUGUUGUCUUUUGAAAUGCAGAUUCAUACAAUAUUUGUAAAUGUAUUUGAUAAAGACUGCGUUUCAAUGCAGUAAUGGCUAAACAUUAAUUGAAGUUAGACUGAAAGGAGCAGAGUAUUGUAUAUGCACUCAGAAGGAUGCAUUUGACAUUUAGGAGAAAAAUAGCUUAAUGUAAAAUACACUUUUAUGUAUAAUGAAAAAUAGUACGACUUGUCUUUGUUAUAUUACUAAUAUCUCUUCAGUUUUGCUAGAUUACUUUUGCUAAAUCUCCAAAUGUAUGUUUAGUACAAAAAUGUGUGCUCCUUUUAUGGCUGCUGUUCCUAGGUAUGUAUUUCAGUAUUCUGCAAAUCAGCUUUCCUCAUUGGCCGGGCCGCUCUUUCGUGUUUCAAACCAAUCCAAGCCACUGUCCUGUCUGCGACUUGGAAGGUUAUUUUUAAUGUUAUUUUGUGCCAAAAUGGUGCUAAAGUCCACCAUCAGCAUAGGUCGUGGCUGACUAAUCCUCCACCUUUGCUCUUCUUUGGUCUUGCCAGAGUGGAGGAUAAAGCCAACAGGGCAUGGUUAGUCACCAGCUUCCAUCUGCCCAGCCAAGUGUUUCUGUCAGUCUCUCUCUCCCACCCUCCAUUCCCGUUGUAUUGAUUGGGAUGGAGGUGAAUACCAUGACAAUAGCAUGAGGGGCAUUUCUCCACUCUGGUUGUUCCCAUCACUCUAUUGAACAUGGAGGUAUGAACAUAGAGGUAAGAGAUAUGAACAUAGAGGUAAGAGAAAUGAGGACCAGAGGGAGGUCCUCUCUCUGAACCAGGUUACACUCCCUUAUCCUCAGGGGCGGGAGGGAAAAACUGUGACUAUGGUAAUUGAAUCUGGUACUCUUUUGAUAGUAAUUUGUAAAUGAAGCAAAAAUGCGAUGAUCUCACCGGGGUGGAAUAUGGUAAAUGAGAAUGUAUAAAAUGGGAAGCAUGUGUUUCAUAGGAGGGGAGGUGGAAAUUCUCUUUUUCAGAUUACUAGGCCUAGAACAAAGCAAGAAUGAAAAAAUGUUGAGACUAACUCUUGCUGGUACUUUAAAACACAUGUACUUUACCUGUUAGCUAUCUCUUAUAAAUAAAAUCAAACAUACAUCAGUCUAUUAGAUUAAUAAUCUCCUAGCAGUAGAGGCUCUUUUUUCCCCCUUAAGUACGCUAUUAGUCUGUAAUAAGUAUUGAUAGUGUUUUUGAAAGGUUUGAAAAUCAUGGAAAGAAACUUAUAAUGCAAAAACGAGAGAGUCAGUCUUUGAGAAAAGCUCUCCUAGAACUGCUACAUACCACAUCGGCAGCACCACACCCUUCCAAGAAACUGAGGGAAGUGUGGACCUCAUAAACAUGAGCUGGUGUAAUUCAGCACUGUAAUAAAAUUAUAAGGCUUGAUGGUGGCCCCAAAUUGUGUGGUAUAAAGAAUAAAUAACGCCUUAGUGGGAACUAAAGGAGGCAGCCAAAUACAAAUAGUAAGUUCAGAGAAGAAAAAAAAAUAAAGGUAGCUAAAAUUCAGAAUAAGUUGAUACUUGCCAAGAUGUUUACUGUAAUGUUUCUAUAACAGUCUUAAACUGGAAACAUAUUCAUAGGAAGAUAAGAGUACAAGCAAACUCUAUGGUUAUGUUCUUAUGCUUUGUUACAUUCAUGCACAGUUAUGUUUAAAUUAAAUGUAGUCAAGUUCUAAGCAAGUUGCCAGUGGUCUCACAAAUUGUGCAUGUCCUGGAGUUGUGAUAAAAAAAUCUCAGUGUAUUAUAA